AUGGCUGCCAUACUUGAAACUUUGCUUAAAUCAAGUGUCAAUAAGUUGCAAGAUGUAAUUACAGAUGAGGCCAUACUAAUCCUAGGGGUGGAAGAAGAGCUCACAAAACUGUUGCGGCGAGUGGAACUAAUUCAGUGUUGUAUAUACGAUGCUGAGAAAAGGAGGACAAAAGAGCAAGCAGUAAACAAUUGGCUUGGUCAACUGAGAGAUGUUAUAUAUGAUGUUGAUGAAAUCCUGGAUGUGGCUAGAUGUAAAGGAAGCAAGCUACUUGCUGACCACCCUUCACCAUCAUCAGGCAAAUCAGUUGCAUGUAAAGGCCUUUCAGUUUCCUGUUGUUUUUGCAACAUAGUGCCACGCCAUGAUGUUGCUGUUCGGAUUAGAAGCCUCAAUAAAAAGAUUGAGAUCAUUGCAAAUGACAAGAUAUUUUCAACUUUCAAUAAUAGCACACAGCCUAUUGGAAAUGGCCGAACAUCAAAACUGAUAAGAAGUUCCAACCUUGUUGAGCCCAACCUUGUGGGAAAGGAGAUUCUACAUUCUACCAGGAAGUUAGUGGACUUAGUUCUUGCACACAAGGAAUACAAGUCUUACAAACUUGGUAUUGUUGGAACUGGAGGAGUUGGUAAGACAACCCUAGCUCAGAAAAUCUACAAUGACCAAAAAAUAAAAGGAUGCUUCAAGAUGCACGCAUGGAUUUGUGUAUCACAAGACUACAAUGAAGUAACUCUUCUUAAAGAGGUUCUCCGGAAUAUUGGUGUACAUCAUGAGCAAGGUGAAACCAUAACAGAGCUGCAGAGGAAGCUUGCAGAAACAAUUGAAGGGAAGAGUUUCUUUCUGGUUCUAGAUGAUGUGUGGCACUCCAAUGUAUGGACAGAUUUAUUAAGACCUGCAUUUCAUGAAACGACUGCUGGAGUAAUAUUGGUAACCACACGAGAUGAUCAAAUUACAAAGAAAAUAGGUGUAUACCAUACCCACCAAGUUGAUCUCAUGUCAGUAGAGGUGGGAUGGGAGCUACUUUGGAAGAGCAUGAACAUUGAUGAAGAGAAAGAAGUGCAGAAUUUGAGAAACAUAGGAAUUGGAAUUGUUCAGAAAUGCGGCCGCCUCCCUCUUGCAAUCAAGGUUACCGCUAGUGCAUUGGCAAGCAGAGAUCUAACGGAGAAUGAGUGGAGAAAGUAUUUGGGCAAAUAUGUUGGCUCCCACAGCAUGAUCUCAGAUGAUAUCCAAGGAUCUCUGUAUCUAAGCUAUGAUGAGUUACCACAUCGUCUUAAGCAGUGUUUCCUUUAUUGUGCUCUGUAUGCUGAAGAUUCUAUCAUUGAACGUGAUAAAGUUACCUGGUUAUGGAUUGCUGAAGGCUUCAUUGAGGAGCAGCAAGGCCAACUACUAGAAGACAUAGCAGAAGAGUACUACUACGAGCUAAUACAUCGGAAUCUCCUCCAGCCAGAUAUUUUAAGUUUUAGCCAGGCUAGAUGCAAAAUGCAUGACCUCUUAAGACAACUUGCUUGUAAUAUAUCAAGAGAAGAAUGUUUUAUUGGAGAUGUUGAAACAUUAAGGGGUGAAUAUAUGUCAAAGCUGCGACGUGUUACUGCUAUCAAUUACAAGGAUAAAUUAGUCUUACCUAGUAUGAAUAAGGUGGAAGUUAAGGUGAGAACUUUCCUAACUGUCAAUGGUCCGCAGAGCAUCGAGGAUGCAUUGUUCAAGAGAUUUCUGCUCCUUCGUGUUUUAGUAUUGAACUGCUCACUUGUGCAAAGCAUUCCAAACUAUAUAGGAAAACUGAUACAUCUACGCCUACUUAAUCUAGAUUACACUCGCAUAUCUUGUCUUCCGAAAUCCAUUGGCUCCCUAAAGAACCUUCAAGUACUGAGCUUGAGAUGGUGCGAUGAUCUGCACACUCUUCCUUCGGCAAUGACCCUGUUGAGCAGUUUAAGAUGUCUUGAUCUUCUUGGCACAAAAAUAAAUCAGGUUCCAAAAGGGAUUGGAAAAUUGAAGCUCCUCACUUGUUUUGGAGAUUAUCCUGUUGGUGAUGGAAGUGAUAAUGCUGUUAUACAAGAUGGAUGGAAGUUGGAAGAGUUGUCUUCUUUAUCGCAGAUGAGGUAUCUUUGUCUUGUUAAAUUGGAAAGAGCAGCUCACUGCAGUAGAAAUGCAGUGCUUACAGACAAAAGGCAUCUACAAAAACUAAUACUAGAGUGGACGGAACAUGGAGAGGGGUCAUAUUCAAAAGAAGAUGUUAGUAAUACUGAGAAGGUCUUUGAGCAGCUAAUACCUCCGCACAACCUGGAAGUCAUGUGUAUUUUACAUUUCCUUGGUCAGCAGUAUCCCACCUGGUUUGGUGCCACCUGUUUGUCUUCAUUAAUGUCCUUGGUCUUCAUAGGUGUACGAUCAUGUGUGCAUCUUCCACCGAUCGGGCAGCUACCAAACUUGAAAUUUCUGAGAAUUGAAGGAGCACAUGCAGUUACCAAGGUAGGACCUGAAUUUGUUGGUUGCAAGAAGGGUGAUCCUGUAUGUGAUGAGUUGGUUGCUUUCCCAAAACUUGAAUGGUUGAUCUUCGCAGAUAUGCCCAAUUGGGAGGAGUGGUCUUUUUUUGAGGAAGAAGUUGCUGCUGCUGAUGUAAGGGGAGAGGAUGGAGCUGCUGAGAUUCGAAAAGUGGAUGCCCAACCUGCAAGGGUGCGACUGUUGCCCCAUUUGUUGAAAUUGCAACUUCACGGUUGCCCGAAGCUGAGGGAUCUCCCGCAACAGCUUGGAAAGGAUACCGCCUGUUUGAAGGAGCUCAGUUUAAGUGGACGAAGCAACUUGAAGGCUGUGGAGGACCGCCCAAUGCUCUCUGAGGUCCUUGCUAUUGGGUAUUGUGAAGGCCUUGAGAGGAUCUGCAACCUCCCUCAAGUGACAGAGCUGCGUGUAUCUGGUUGUCCAAACUUAAGCCAUGUAGAGGGGUUGGGCAGUUUGCAGCGGCUGUUGCUGGGUGAGGAUAUGCAAGAGGUCUCUUCCCGCUGGGUGCCUAGGCUUCAAGAGGAGCACCAGCGACUUCAUGGCGAAGACCUGGAUAUCUACACAUGGACAGAGUUGAUAAUAUGGGCAAACGGUGAAAGGCCACGACAAGUACUUGUUCAUGGAGCUAUCAGUGGGAGGAGAAGCGUGAAGGACAAGGGGCAAAGUUAUGUUCUCUGUGAUGGAGCUGAAGAAGAAGGAAACUGCAGAAACUACUUAAUAGCCACACCAUCUGCCAAAAAACUUAAUAGUGCAAUGCAGUGCUCUUCAGUGGUACUACUAUCGUUUUCUUUUCUGAACUUAAUCAUUGUGUGA
Triticum turgidum subsp. durum (durum wheat) is the source of this 3294-nucleotide messenger RNA. The record is from the annotation of a GenBank genome assembly. Lineage: Eukaryota; Viridiplantae; Streptophyta; Magnoliopsida; Poales; Poaceae.